Striga asiatica is the source of this 327-nucleotide messenger RNA. NCBI's taxonomy places the organism in Eukaryota, Viridiplantae, Streptophyta, Magnoliopsida, Lamiales, Orobanchaceae. The record is from the annotation of a GenBank genome assembly.
AUGGAUGGAGCAUCGCUGAUAGCUGGCUUUGUGGAAGUCAAACCCUCAUUUAGCUGGGCAAGGGAAGGUUGUUUGGAAGUUGGCAACAUUUACUUUGCUGUUGAGUAUUACCAUGCCCGUCCUAGCAGCAGGAAAAGGGGCGAGCUAAGCCCGGCUCUGGCUGUUAAGGUUUUCUCAACACCGGGCAAAACUGACGACCUCUCGGCCGGUUCAAACUCCGGACUUGUCCGCGCAAUAUACCUUUCGGCCAAAACCUUUGAUACUUUGCCAGAAACCAAAGGGCAAAUCCUUCAUCAAUCAAUCAUUUUCAUAUGUGCCACGGGUUGA